UCUGAGUGCGGUCUGAGGCCACAUAGCAGCUGCUCCCUUUACGCAGUGACUCGGAGGCGAAGCGGCAGCAUGGCCGCUCACUAUCAACGCUCUCAAGUCUUCAAGGGACGAACAGACGAAUUUCUUUGACUUUCUUUCUGUUUAGCGCAUUAAGACAAAGCUUCGGGAGACUAUUUUUACUGUCGGCGAGAGGCUUCGACUUGGUGUGUGGUCGCCGUUAUCGGGGGUAGCAACACUUCUCUAGCCUGGUUCGCCUGUCGAACAUUUCGUGCGUGCAUCGACGCUAAGCUAGCUCAGCUGCUAGCUUGGCCGGUUGGUUUUGUACGGAGCUGGUGCGGAGGUGAUGUUGUCGGUGUUGUCUUACGGUAGACUUGUUGCCAGAGCUGUCAUUGGCGGACUUUCCCAGACAGACAGCCGCGACUACAGCCUGGUGACAGCGAGCUGCGGCUUCGGCAAAGAUUUCCGUAGAGGCAUCCUGAAGAAAGGGAUGUGUUAUGGGGACGACGCGUGCUUCAUCGCCCGGCACAGGUCCGCCGAUGUUUUGGGUGUUGCGGAUGGAGUUGGUGGCUGGAGGGAUUAUGGGGUGGACCCAUCGCAGUUUUCUGGUACGCUGAUGAAGACGUGCGAGAGGCUGGUAAAGGAAGGGCGCUUUGUCCCCAGCAACCCAGUGGGAGUCCUGACGACCAGCUACUAUGAGCUACUACAGAACAAAGUGCCUCUAUUGGGUAGCAGCACAGCCUGCAUUGUGGUGUUGGACAGGCAGAGUCACCAGCUGCACACAGCCAACCUGGGAGACUCAGGUUUCCUCGUUGUCCGAGGUGGGGAGGUGAUCCACCGUUCAGACGAACAGCAGCACUACUUCAACACACCCUUCCAGCUGUCUAUCGCUCCCCCAGGGGCCGAAGGAGCUGUGCUCAGUGACAGUCCAGAAUCUGCAGACAGCUCCUCAUUUGACGUGCAGCUAGGUGACAUAAUCCUCACCGCAACCGACGGCCUGUUCGACAACAUGCCUGAUUAUAUGAUCCUCCAAGAGCUGAAAAAACUGAAGAACUCAAACUAUGAAAGCAUUCAGCAGACUGCCCGCAGCAUUGCAGAACAAGCUCAUGUACUGGCGUAUGACCCCAACUACAUGUCACCUUUUGCACAGUUUGCAUGUGACAAUGGACUGAAUGUCAGAGGAGGAAAGCCAGACGACAUCACAGUACUGUUGUCCAUCGUUGCAGAAUACACAGACUAGAAUCUGUGGGCUGGGAUGUUGGUAAUUGGCCUCUGGAGGUGAUGAACUGCUUCUAUUCCUGCUGGCCGGGAUGUAGGUUUGACAUCUGAGGCUUCCUCCACAUCUACUGAAAAACAGACAGUGAGAGGUCAAAUUAUGCAAACAAGAGGCCUAAAACAUACUUUUGGACUGUUGGCAUCUUUGUAGUUUUCCACUGCUCACCUGCUAAUCCCAUUGCCAAGGAUCAGCAGUCAUUGGGCUGGUUGGAGAUGAAGCAUCCUGUUUGAGGUUAAGUCACCUCUUUCCUGAUGGGUGGUUGGGGUGGAGAGAAAGUUGAGGCUUGAGUGUAUGCGGACAGGGAUAUCAAAAUGGCAGCAACCCGGGUCACCAUAAGGUAAUUUAAAAGCGCUUGGGAGUAUCAAAGGGAAUAGCAGCAUUAGGGCUAAAUAACAAAGCUGCAUUUAGCAAGUUUAUCUUCUGGGAGAUGAUGUAGACGUCUCAAGACCUUCAUCGUAAGCUCUGGAACAUUUUAUAGGCGCAUGGAGCAAAUGUUCGAUGAGAUGUGGCUCGGCGGUGUGUUCAGAGAGUCUGGCAAAAAACAGCUUAUGACAUUGACAGAUGUGUGGGUAGGCUGAUCUGUUAAGAUUUUAUACUGAAGAGUGACAGCUGCCUUUUUCUUACCAGUGCAAUUUUCAUACUGAGUGGGAGGGGUAUUUAUAAUUUAAUGACUCGAGAUAUAUGUGACAUAUUUGUCAAACCAAUGUCCUCCCUUUAAUCUUGCAGCCGUUGCUGGUGAAGUCUUGAUAGUCAUUUUUGUCUGAUGUAUGUAUGGAUAUGAGUGACGAAUGACUGGUGUUGUUAGGUUGGAUGUCAAGUCUCCAGACUCCUCCAUAUCCACUGGACUUGGUCAGUCUGGCAGCCUUAAACGCACAAAGCUUAAGGAGCACAGCUGAAAAAGCUCAAGUCGGUCAAGUGACCAAACGUAUUUUUGUAACUUUUGUUGCUUCAGGGUAGCUCAAGUUGUUCAGUUUCCUUUUCUCUCCCGUCUGCUGUAGAGUUCAAGGUAGGUAGGUUUUAAUAGUUAUAGUCGUCUUUGUUCCUUUAAACCACCACAGAUUUGCACUAGGCGUGUUCCGCAACUUUUACCUUCACUCAGCAAGAUGUCACUGUAAGGUUCAUAUGUUGUGUAUUUGUAUUAUGAUGUGCCUUGUAUCAGGAGCUGUUGAUACUGGCAAACCCCAACCCAUCUGCAUGCUGUACUGAGCUGAGAACCCUGAAACUGUAACGUAACCACGAAGCUGAAACAGCCCUGCAGCCUAAAGUCAAGAGAUUUUCAUUUCUUUUGUUUUGUUCUUAAAAUCUACCACUGUGUGUUAGGUCAAGAUCUUUGACUAGUGAUGAAGACAUACCUAGGUCAGAAAAUCUUUCCUGUGGAUUUCUUUUUGUCAUUGUUUACAAUCUGCACUAAUAGAAUCAAAUUCAGCAUUGUUGCCCUGAUGAUAAAUUUCGGUUCACAAUAAGAGCUGCAGAACCAGGUAUCAUUUUAAGACGACGACUGGUUGGAUCGGAUUCUGGCAGAGGAUUUAGCAGAAAAUAUAAAUGGUGUUCUUAUCCCAAGGACAAUCUGUUAUCCCCGUCACUUGGUUCCCAUCUCAUGACUCACAUUUGCACCAAGGCUCUUCCUGUUUCUCUCUAAACGCACUUGGUCAACCACAGCAUGUAUAUACAGUGUACAGUUAAAUGCAGAGAUAAAUUCUGCGGAAAAAAAUGAAAUCUGUAUGAUAUUUAAAUAAAGAUAAUAGUAUUUAUUUAAAA
Molecule: messenger RNA, 3031 nt
Organism: Girardinichthys multiradiatus
Lineage: Eukaryota; Metazoa; Chordata; Actinopteri; Cyprinodontiformes; Goodeidae
Gene: pptc7a
Product: protein phosphatase targeting COQ7 a
Exons: 6
Coding region: 344-1237 (297 amino acids)
Source: RefSeq, a predicted model, not a curated record